Molecule: messenger RNA, 3351 nt
Organism: Linum tenue
Lineage: Eukaryota; Viridiplantae; Streptophyta; Magnoliopsida; Malpighiales; Linaceae
Source: the annotation of a GenBank genome assembly
UUAAGACUGCUCUUCUGCAACUCAGCAGAGAGCUCUUGUGGACCUUGAUCUAAUCAAAGUGUUAAAACUUUUGACGUUCGAUAAUUACAUAGGCAUCUUUCACAUGCUACACGACAAAGAAAAAACAAAUCAUGAAGUCGCUAUCUCGUUUCAUUUUAAUAAGAGAAAGAAGACACCUUUAAGCUCCUUUUCAUCCUUAUCAGUUAUCACUCACCAUUUCCCCUGUCUACGCACUGCAACUCGUAAUCCCAUCUCCAAGCGCAUCCCUAAGCUAAGCUCCAUGAUCACAGUCACAGCAGCCAUCUACGCAAUAUUCCUCACCUUAUCCACGUCAUUCCCAAUCGUCUUCUCCACUCACACUCCAAAAUCCUACUACCACUCUCUCUUCCUGUCCACCUCCCUCGCCGACAAUGCCUCCGUGGCACACAACCUCUACAUGCUCACCCGCCGGCCGCACGUCGCCGGCACGGAAGCCAACGCCGAGACCGCCGACUACGUACUCACCACCCUCACUUCCCACAACAUCAACUCCCACAUAGUCUCCUAUGACGUGGCGCUGACCUACCCUGACUCACGUUCCCUGACGCUGACUCCCAAACCAGGCCAUCCACCGGUAGCGUUCGAUCUCCGUCAGGAGAUCUACGCCGGCGAUCCCUACGCCGACGUGGCGAGCCAGGUCAUGCCCACGUUCCACGGGUUCGCCAAGUCAGGGGACGUCACGGCGCCCGUGACGUAUGCGAACUACGGAGGAGUGGAGGACUUUACGACGUUGAAGGAGAUGGGAGUCAACGUGAGUGGGACGAUUGUGCUGGCGAGGUACGGGAAGGUUUUCAGAGGGGACAUCGUGCAUAAUGCGUACACGGCAGGGGCGGUGGGGACGAUUAUAUACUCGGAUAGGAAGGACUACGGCGGCGGAGGGAAGGACGCCGGGUGGUUUCCGGAGGCGAAGUGGCUGCCGCCGACGGGAGCUCAGAUGGGUAAUGUUUAUACGGAGGCCGGUGAUCCUACGACUCCUGGGUGGCCGAGUAAUGAAGGGUGUGAGAGGAGGGAUUAUGAGGAAGUGGAGAGGUUGGGGAUUGUGCCGUCGAUACCGUCGCUGCCGGUGUCGGGAGCGGACGGCGAGACGAUCAUGAAGUCGAUUGGUGGGAAGGUUGCCGAUGAGGAUUGGCAAGGGAGUGAUGAUGCUCCGACUUACAGGGUCGGACCAGGGCCAGGUGUUCUAAAUCUCAACUACAAGGCAAAAAAGACUAUAGCAACUAUUCAUAACGUGAUCGGGAUGAUUGAAGGAUCAGAAGAGCCUGAUAGGUAAUGUAGAAGAACAUUUUGCAUGAAUUUGCUACGAAAUCGCAUAUCAAGUUUCGUCGGGUUAAUUUGAGUAGAGAAAAGGAAAAAAUAUUGAGAACUGAAAUCAAGUUACCUGCUUCUUGUACGGCAAACUGGCUAGAUAUGUGAUCCUGGGUAAUCAUCGGGAUGCAUGGACAUUUGGAGCAGUUGAUCCCAACAGUGGAACUGCAACACUUCUUGAGGUUGUUCAAAGACUGGAAAAACUGCAGAAGAAAGGCUGGAAACCUAGAAGAACAAUCAUCUUUUGCAGUUGGGACGCCGAGGAGUAUGGCUUGAUAGGAUCGACUGAGUGGGUUGAAGACAACCGAGAACUGCUGGCUUCGAGAGCUGUUGCGUACUUGAACGUGGAUAUUGCAGUGAGUGGUGACGAAUACUCUGCUUCUGCAACUCCUCAGCUUGAUGAAUUACUCAAACAGGCCGCUAAACAGGUUCAAGACCCAGAUAACUCAUCACAGACUGUCUAUGACUCUUGGGCUUCUGCCUCCAGCAGUUCCCCAAGUGCUACAGCACUAACAUGUCUUGCAACUGUACAGAUUGAAAGAUUAGGGGGUGGAGGAUCAGAUUUUGCAGCAUUUGUACAGCAUAUUGGUGUAGCAUCCCUUGAAGUAACUUACGGAGGAGCUUACCCUGUAUACCACUCAAUGUAUGAUGACUUUGUCUGGAUGGAGAAGUUUGGUGACCCAAUGUUCCGCAGACACAUUGCAGGUGUGUAGAAUGGAGAAUUUCAACUAUCUUUUCAGAUGGUAAAACUGUUAUGCUCAACAGAAUCAUUCUAGUAGAUGAGGGGAUACAAACAGUCCAUACUGAAGCCUUACUUGGACUAAGAAACUGAUACAAAAAUUCUUCUACUGAAUCCGAAAGAGAAGAGUGGCCAUAAUAUUGUGUCAAAUGCAAAGCUAAACUACAUGUUGAAUCAUGCAUCUCAGCCUCAAGUUUAUUAUUUUUUUUUUUUACCUACAGUUGCAAGCAUUUGGGGAUAUCUAGCUCUCCAGUUAGCAGACAAGGAAAUUUUGCCUUUUAACUAUCAGUCCUAUGCUGAAGAGCUUCAGGUACGGCUAUUUGUGCAGAACCAGGGUACAUCCCUGGUAACUAACUGGCUAUCAUGAGAAAUUUUGGUAUUUAUGUGUUUAAUCCAUGUAUAACAGAGAAAUGCGGAGGAGUUGGAAGAUCAGAUAUCAAAUCAGAUAACAGUUACUCCCUUGCUUACUUCUAUUGAUGCACUAUCAAAAGCAGCAGCCAAGAUAAACAAUGAGAUAAAGGGGAUUGAAGAAACCAUAGGAUGGGCAUCAAUUGUGAAGGCCGACGUCACAAGAGUGAGGGAGAUCAAUGACAGACUAAUGAUGGCUGAGCGUGCAUUUCUUGACCGAGAGGGGCUUUCUGGAAGACCAUGGUAUAAGCAUAUGAUAUAUGCACCUGCCAAGCAUAAUGUGUAUGGAACAAAGUACUUCCCAGGAAUUGAUGAUGCAAUAGAGCAGGCAAAGCGUCUGAAUACUGAAGAAUCAUGGAAGGUGGUGCAACAUGAAGUUUGGAGAGUCUCCAGAGCCAUUAAUCAAGUCACUAAGGUCCUUAGUGGUGAAUUGACAUGAAAUGUACAGUAAAAGGCGGGACUUACAGGUGCUGACAGGAACCAGCCGCCACUGAAUGACUCCAAAUCAGUACCUUUCAACUCCACUUCAAUACAAGUACUUUGGAACCCCUUGCAAGAAUGGUGCAACAAAUAAAUUUCAGAAAGUUGAGUACAAUCAGAAUCAGCUUCAAAUCCUUCGUUGUACGCAUUCACCCUACUAUGGACUGCCAGUUGAUUUGGGUUCUUGUUUUGGUUUAUUGGGGUAAAAUUAAAAUUGGAAGAAAAAAAAAACACUUCUCGACAAUAUAAUAAGAAUAAGAAGAGAAAGAUGUAUAUAUUUCUACAACACAGUUUACGACUCGAAUAUUGCUAGAUGCAGACAAACGUAGGUCUUCACACGUUUGGGCGUUUGGCCCUUGUGAGCUUGAAUGGAAUUUUAC